AUGAUAUACACCAUCAGAGAAAUAAACAAGCGCACACCAAGGGUUCUACCUGACUUCACCCUAGGAUAUGACAUCUAUGACACUUGUGGAGAUGUCAACUUUGCCAUCAGAGCAACGCUCCAGCUGCUGAAGAACCAAUCAGACCCCCAGAGGUGUUUAAUACCUGCAAGCUUUCAAUCUGCUUUACCUGAACCCCAAACAAAGGCAGUGAUUGGUGAAAGAUAUUCUGAAGUAUCAAUAGCUAUUGCACGAGUUAUUGCUCUGUCAUCAGUGACCCAGAUUAGUUAUGCAUCAACAAGUGAACACCUCAGCAGGAAGUGGAAGUUUCCCACUUUUCUGCGAACAAUAUCUAGUGAUGAGCAUCAGACACGGGCCAUUGCUGAGCUGGUGUGCAAGUUUAAUUGGAAAUCCGUGGCCAUUGUAGCAAGUGAUGAUGAGUACGGGAAGUAUGGCAGUGAUAACCUUGUGUACAUCUUCCGUGAAAAAAAGAAUAUCUGCAUUGAAUUCAUUGACAUCCUACCUGGUAACUUUUACGAAGACCUUACGAAGGUGAAUGAGCUGGUGAGCAAAAUUAAUAGAUCCUCUGCCGAGGCCAUCAUCAUGUUCACCAAAGACACCAAUGUACGUCCCAUCAUGCAAGAAGCCAUUAAUCAGACAUUCAACAGGACUUGGAUUGCAAGUGAUUCAUGGUCCACCUCUACAAAAGUUUCCCAACUGGAAGGCAUUGAGAAGGCCGGGGAGGUUUUUGGAUUCAUCUCUAAGAUGAACGAGGUGCCUAGCUUCAAAGACUAUGUCAUGUCAACGUUCAAUGGAACCACUAACGCCAUUCUCGAACAUUACCUGACCCAUUAUCCACUUUGUUCUAAUCGGCCUGAUGAGAACAUAAGUGCCUGUUUUACCACAAACAGCCAACCCGGGUCCGGGCAAUGUCAGGACAUAAGAUGUGUGGCCGAUAACAUUGACCAGGAUGAAUUAUACAAUGUUUACCUAGCUGUUCAAGUCAUUGUUGAGGGUCUCAGACACUUGCUGAAGUGUGACAACCAGCAGUGUAAACAUAGCGGCAAAUUUACAGCCCUGGAGGUGACUGUUUACAACUGCUCCAAAACGUGUGCACCAGGGCAGGAGUUGAAAAUGCAAAGCAAAAAGUGCUGCAAAGAUUGUGUUCCAUGUGCAGACGGGGAGUUUUCUGCUGGAAAUGGUGAGGAGUGUCAACGCUGCAGUCAAGCUGAGUUUUCAUCUCCACAGAGGGAUAAGUGUUUGAACAAAACAGUUGAAUUCCUACAGUGGGAAGAUCCCUUUGUUAUCAUUUUGAGUUGCUUGGGAGUCUUUGGGAUAAUUGCUACCUUUGUGUUCGCUAUUUUGUUUACAAUGUAUCAUAGCACUCCCAUUGUGAAGGCUGUUGGAGGCUACUUGUGUUUCUUGGAGCUUUUUUCCUUGCUCGCCUGCUUCUGUGUUAUCUUUACCUUCACAGGAAAGCCCACUAGGGUUACCUGCAUGUUAGGCCUGCCUGUUUUUGGCCUAGGCCAGUCCCUCUGUAUGGCCUGCAUUCUGGCCAACCUCUUCCAAAUCUUAGUGGGCUUCAACUUUGAUCCUAAGAUAGGGUCCUGGAUGAAGAAGCUCAAUCGGCCGGUGGCUGUGGUGACCAUAGUCUUUGGGGUCCAGUUGGCCAUUUGUGUAUCAUGGCUGCACUUUAAUCCCCCAUUUCCUGAUAACGAGACAUUAAACAAGGCCAUCAUGUUGCAGUGUGACAAAGGCAAUGACAAGUUCUUCAUAGCCAUGUUAGGCUACAAUGGUUUCUUGGCCGUCAGCUGUUUACUGUUUGCAUUCAAAGGUAACAAGUUGCCAGAUUUGUAUAAAAAUGCACGUUUAAUCACCACCAGUAUGAUGCUGUUUUUAAUCAUUUGGAUCCUCUUAAUCCCGAUUUAUAUCAGUUUGAUUGGGAAGUACAAACGCGGCAUUGAAGGUGCAGCCAUUCUAAUUUCUAGCUACAGCAUCCUCUGCUGUCACUUGGCCCCAAAGUGUUACAUCAUGGUGUUCAAGAAAGAGAUUAAUAAUCAGAACGCCAUCACCGAAAACAUCAGGAAGCAUUAUGAGCAGAAAAACAUGGCUGUGAUCAAAUCAUGA
This is a messenger RNA of Morone saxatilis (striped sea-bass), 2124 nucleotides long. Its product is annotated as G-protein coupled receptor family C group 6 member A-like. Gene Ontology annotation, biological process: G protein-coupled receptor signaling pathway. NCBI's taxonomy places the organism in Eukaryota, Metazoa, Chordata, Actinopteri, Moronidae. Gene Ontology annotation, molecular function: G protein-coupled receptor activity. Gene Ontology annotation, cellular component: membrane. The record is from RefSeq and is a predicted model, not a curated record. The coding region runs from base 1 to 2124 and encodes 707 amino acids. The transcript is spliced from 4 exons.